CGCAGCAGAAAGUAGAAAGGUAAGAAGGCGCAUAUAAACCGGGGAGCUGCUAUUUGUGCCAUUUUGUGCAUUGGGAGUGUGAAAGAGCUGAGCCAUGGGCGAGUCAAGCGAGUCAGUUUCUAUAGAUAUUGACAUGCUUUCUUUGGAAGGGAAGGAAUAUGUGGUGAAAACGAGCAGAGGUUCAAUCUCAGUGUACGUCUGUGGUGAUCAAGGGAAGCCUGCCUUGAUAACAUAUCCAGAUGUUGCUCUCAAUUACAUGUCUUGUUUCCAAGGCCUCUUCGUUUGCCCAGAGGCAGCUUCUUUGUUGCUUCAUAACUUCUGCAUUUACCAUAUUGAUGCCCCCGGGCACGAGUUGGGAGCUGAUGUCAUUUCUUCAGACGUUCCAUUACUCAGUGUGGAUGACUUGGCAGACCAGGUUGCUGAAGUGCUUGAUUUCUUCAGGCUGAAAGAAGUCCUGUGCUUAGGUGUGACAGCUGGUGCUUACGUCCUGACACUUUUUGCUAUGAAAUAUAAAGAACGGGUGCUUGGGUUAAUUCUUGUUUCCCCUAUCUGCAAAGCUCCCUCAUGGACUGAAUGGCUUUACGAUAAGGUAUUAUUAAAUUUGUUAUACAUAUAUGGUAUGUGUGGUGUAUUGAAGGAGUGCCUUAUCCAGCGAUACUUCAGUAAGGAAAUUAGGUGUGGUGUGCAUGGUGCAGAAUCAGACAUCAUUCAAGGAUGUAGAAGGUUGCUUGAUGAGAGGCAAAGUUUGAAUGUCAUGCGCUUUCUUCAAGCAAUUAAUAAGAGGCAUGACCUUACAGACGGCUUGAAGGAGUUGCAGUGCAAGACACUUAUUUUUGUAGGUGAAAGUAGUCAGUUUCACGAUGAAUCUGUGUAUAUGAGUGCCAAAAUGGGAAAGAAAAGCUGUGCCCUUGUUGAGGUUCAGGCAUGUGGCUCACUAGUGACAGAAGAGCACCCCUAUGCCAUGAUAAUCCCUAUGGAAUUCUUUCUAAUGGGAUUUGGCUACCACAGACCUCAUUUUUCUUCCUCAUCAAGUAACGGUUCCAACCCAGCCAGUCCCUCGAGCCAUUCUUGUAUAGCACCAGAACUACUCUCUCCUGAGAGUUUGGGGAUCAAGCUCAAACCUAUCAAAACACGAGUCAACAUUGAAGUUUGAUGAGUUUAAAUGAUUUCUUGGACUCACGAGAUUACAAACUUAGCAAUCCAGGAAAUGCGGCAGGAUUUCAGCUUUGCACAUAUAAUCAUGAUAGUUGUACAAUAUCUAUGAUAGCAUAUUCACAUUCUUUGAUUGUGUUGACGGGGAAGAAUUUUGGAGUGUAGAAAGAAUAGUUAGAUAUUUCAGAGAUUCUUAAAUAACGCUGUUUUUAAUGAAGUAAAACUCUACCAUCAGAUUGUGGCAUUA
This is a messenger RNA of Hevea brasiliensis (rubber tree), 1399 nucleotides long. Its product is annotated as protein NDL2. The transcript has 11 exons. NCBI's taxonomy places the organism in Eukaryota, Viridiplantae, Streptophyta, Magnoliopsida, Malpighiales, Euphorbiaceae. The record is from RefSeq and is a predicted model, not a curated record. Bases 95 to 1153 code for a protein of 352 amino acids.